AUGUCGACGCUGUCUUUUGAGUCCCUCUGCUUAAAAGAUGAUGAUUGUCCAUCCCCAACUCUACCCCAGGGCCUGGAGGAUGAGUUUGACACAGACUUAGAGUUGGAUGAAAAAGAGGAGAGCAACAAGGAGAUGUCUAUAUCUGAAGUGUACCUCCAGGCCUGCAAGCUGGUGGGUGUGGUGCCAGUCUCUUACUUUAUACGAAACCUUGACUCUACAAUCAUAUCCCUCAGCCACCAUGGGCUAGGACCUUUGGGGUGCAAGGCACUUUCUAUUGCUUUGGUGACUGAUAUGCAUAUCAACACUCUGGAGCUGGCAGACAAUCACAUUCAAGCUGAGGGAGCCAAAUACCUUGUGGAGAUGCUGAGGGCUAAUUUCACCUUGCAGCACCUGGAUUUGUCCAACAACCAUCUGCAGUCUGCAGGGGCUGAGUAUGUGGCUAAAACCAAUUCCAGAAUAAAGGAACUAGACCUGAGCCAUAAUGAGUUUUGUGGAAAAGGAGGGGAACAUUUGGGACAACUGCUGGCAAACAAUGAGGGUCUUGAGGUGUUGGAUCUUAGCUGGAACCAUCUUAGAAUGAAAGGGGCUGUGGCUAUUUGUGCUGGACUCAAGGUGAAUAUAAUGUUAAAACACCUUGACUUAUCGUGGAACGGUUUUGGGAAUGAGGGCGCCCUGGCUAUGGGAGAGGCCCUAAAAUUCAACAACACUCUGGUGCACCUCAACCUCAACAACAACCGCCUCACCAAUGAGGGUGUCGGCAUGCUGUGCCGGGGUCUUGAGUUUAAUGACACACUCCGAGUUCUACUGCUGGCUUACAACUCUUUAACAGUAGAGGGGGCACUGGCCCUGGUUAAUGUGGUGAAGAACACACCUAGAACUGCCUUGGAAGAGAUCAACAUAUGUAAUGUGCUGGUAAAUGAGACAUUUGUGCAUCUGUUGGAGCGGACCUGUCAGGAGCAUCCUGGUUUGGAUGUACAGUUCGGAGGAGUCGGAGGCUUCAUCGCUAAGAAGCCACCAAAACGUGUUGAUCCAAUGAAAGUCAUCCAGGAUUAUUUAGAUCAACGCAAGCUACGCCUGUGGGAUUUCUUUCGGAAUAUUGACAAAGAUGGUACCAUGCGAGUCCCUGUUGCUGACUUCAGGAAGGCAGUGCAGCAAUCAAGUAUUCCUUUGGAUCGAUAUCAGAUUGAGGAGCUGGCUCAGAGACUUGAUCGUGACAGGACAGGAAUGGUAGACUACAGGGGACUGGCAGAUACAAGAAAACAGAUGAUGAGGGAUCACCGCCGCCAGCUGAGGAAGGUUGAGUCCCGUCAGAAGAAAGAGAAGCAGAAGAGCGACCGCAUCCUCAAAACCUUCCAGAGCGCCGUGGAGGCUGUAACACCACACAGCUCCAUGGUCAUGUCUCUAGGAGGUGCCAAAGAGGAUUCAAGUGGCCCUCAGCAUUUCUCUGCCACCCCUCUAAGUUCUUGGCACCACAUUGUCAUGUCCAACAGCAGUCGAUAUUCUGUCACUAAUCUGAGCAGUGAGCAUGUCCACCUGCCCAUGUUAGGAGGCAUAGCGCCUUACCGUCCCACCAGUUCCCCAGCUAUGCGCUCCUACUCUCAGCCAAACCUGCUGGAUGACUCCCCUCGCUCUGCUCCAGGCCAGUCCAUCUCUGCUCAGGGUAUACGCUCCGAUCCAGAGAUGGUCCACAGCAAGCUAAGCCCUACUGCUAACCACCUGACCAGGUCCAGGCCUGCUCUUGAUGCCAAGCAGCCAGUGGUUAAAGCCAAAACCAAGAAAGUAAAGAAAAAGAAAACCAUGAAACAUCUGGAUAAAGACUCAAAGAAUCAAAAUGUCAAGUGA
Messenger RNA from Perca flavescens (yellow perch), 1842 nucleotides. It is a transcript of the gene lrrc74a, whose product is annotated as leucine rich repeat containing 74A. The record is from RefSeq and is a predicted model, not a curated record. The transcript has 12 exons. Gene Ontology annotation, molecular function: protein binding; calcium ion binding. The coding region runs from base 1 to 1842 and encodes 613 amino acids. NCBI's taxonomy places the organism in Eukaryota, Metazoa, Chordata, Actinopteri, Perciformes, Percidae.